Drosophila hydei is the source of this 4659-nucleotide messenger RNA. It is a transcript of the gene snz, whose product is annotated as sorting nexin-25. The record is from RefSeq and is a predicted model, not a curated record. Bases 745 to 4128 code for a protein of 1127 amino acids. Gene Ontology annotation, molecular function: phosphatidylinositol binding. Lineage: Eukaryota; Metazoa; Arthropoda; Insecta; Diptera; Drosophilidae. Gene Ontology annotation, cellular component: intracellular membrane-bounded organelle. The transcript is spliced from 12 exons.
UCGAUAUGAAAUCAACAAAUCCAAUGGCACCAACACAGUUGGAAACUUUGAUUUUGCAUUUAUUGUAUUUGUGAUUGUGAUUGAAAGUGGAAGUGAGUGCCACCGCGUGAUGAAUAAUUACAGCGACGUCGCUUAACCAACUACAAACGCGCCAACUCAAAUUCCAAUUCGUUAUUAUCUACGCAGCACGGCCAACUGAAGCAACAACAGCAACAGUAGCAACAAUACAGCAGUAGCCGCAACGAUUUUAUGGAAGCAGAGCUGCAGGCAGCAAUCGUUGUGCCGCUCUUAUCACUCUUAUCGUAAAGCGCGCCGCCCCCUUCGACAGUUAUCAAUAUCAACUUGUUGCGAUAAACGCAGUACGGAUGCUCUCUGAUCCCUGAGCUCAAUCCAAGAUCAAAUUUAAGUGCGACAACGACGACGACGUCAUUUUUCGAAUAUUGAACGCAAGGGCAGAGAGCAGAGGGCGUUGAGCGCGAGGCGUGUGGCGUGGGGCGUGGGGCGAGGGGGUGGCGGAAGUGGUUAUAGAGAACUAUUUUUAAUAGUGGCCAGACACAUGGAGGACAUGACAAAAGCGACAAACUAAGCAAAAAGCAACGCGUCAAAAAUGUACACAACGCAUAAAAUAUUCAAAUACAAAGCAGAAGCAGCAACAGCAAUAAUAACAGCAAUUGUAAGCCACUAGCCCAGCACACACUCACACACAAACACUCAUACAUCUAAGGAGUGAAACAGCUGGCAGCUAUGGAGAGACGCCGCCCAUUGUUUCCCAUUGAACCCGAGCCGCCAAUAACGCCUACACAGCGGCUGACACAGCUGGCAACGCGCGCGCUACGUGCUCUGCAAGUAAACUGGAAGAUUAUAAUAUCGGGCAUAGUAUCAACGCUGUUGGCCGUUAUUUGGUAUUAUCCAACGUUCUUUUUGUUCUUCGCCUUCGUCAUCUAUUCCCUGGUGCUUGUCUUUGCAGCUGUUGCUGGCACCGUCUAUAUACAUUACAUAUUUACGACCAAUGAGCCCACAAAGCCCAAUCGACUGCCCUCUAAGCUGCUCUACAAUGCAACCAAAUGCAACAUCUUCGAUUUGCCAAAUCCUAUUAAGAAUCCAUCGAAUUUACCCCUGGUCUUUGGCAAGACAGUUGAUCUGCAGCUCCAGCAGAUCAUUGAGUAUGUGCUUCGCGACUUUAUGGUGCCCUGGCUGGGCUAUGUGGUAACAAAACCAAAGCUCAUUAACGAUGUAAUACGCGAGGAUCUCUGGAAUGCCAUACAGAAGAUCCAUGAGCGUGCCGCCAAAAUGGAUCCAGCUAAGAUCAUUGCCGUGGACAUGGUCAAUCGGGUCACUGUGCAUCUCGAAAAGAUACGCAUAGCUGAGGCUCGCGCAGCGGAAACGAAUAACGCGCCGGUGUUUAGCACCAAUCUGUACCUGGUCGAUGAGGAAAAGGAAAUGGAGUUUCUGCGAAAACUGUGCGAGAUUAUGGUAAUAUUAUUACUGCCACGCGGCUACUCCUUACCACCGCUCAAAGUGCUGCUAAGCGAGAUGCUCUCCUUUAAGAUUUUCUUUCCCAUGAUCAAGAUGCUAACUGCUCCAGACUAUAUUAAUCAGAAAAUUGUGCAGAACAUUGAGACGCGUCUAGCUGCAGCAGCAAUAAGCAAACGUAGCUACGAAUACGCAGCCAGCUUCGAGGACUUCCUGAAGAUCAUAAAUAAUUCUGGUAACUUGGAGGAGCUGUCGCUGAUACGCAAAAGUAUUGUCAACGACCUGAUGCAUGCAACUAGUAUGCAGAAUUUGCAGCGUGCCAAAGGACUCGAUCCGGAUACCGAGGAUCAUACGCUGACCAAAUCGGAGCUGACGGCCGCGGUGCGGCUAAAACGUUACGUUCAGCAGCUCUCCGUGGCAAAGGGUCAGUGCGAGAAGAAUUUGGCAAAGUUUGGCUGGAAUGGCAACUACUCCAGCGAUACGGAUCUAACCCUGAUAGAAAUACUAAAUACGGCUGUGGGCAGACGCUUCUUUACGCUGUUCCUCGAGCCGUUGAAGGCCAGCGCCCUGGUUGGCUUCUACCUGGCCGUGGAUGAAAUGAAGCAUGCGCACAAAUCAGCAACCCAUCAGCUGGGCACAGAGAUCUUCUAUACGUACAUUCGAGUGCCCAAGCCGGAGAUACAAAUUGAUAAGCACGAACGCAAGCUAAUUGAAACGUUUGUGCUGGGCGAUGCAGGCCCAGAUAUAUUCUAUGAUAUACAGCGCAAUAUAUUGCGCACCCUGGAGGACAAAUACUAUCCGCCGUUUGUGCUGAGCGAACAGUAUCGCCAGCUAAAGGAGGCACUCGAAUCGAACGAAUUUAACGAUCCCACCUUGCUCAUGUGCCCCACUCUGCUCGGCGAUGCGAACGACGAGGAGCAGCCUAUCGUUGCUGAUGGCUACAAUGGCGGUGGCAUGGCUCCAGCUGCCAUUGAUGUGGCUGCACACACUUCGUAUGCGCGCCGGAAGCUCGAGCAGAUUCAGGAGCGCAUCGAUAAAAAGAACCAAGCGCUUGAUGCGCUCAAAUACUCAGUGAAGCCAGAGUCUAAAGUUUUGCAAAUACUCGAAAAGGAAAUGGAUUGGCUCAAAAGCGAGAAAAGACAAACCGAGGCACAUCUAAGGCGCACGGAUGCCUGGACCGAACACCUCGGCAAGUGGAAGGCAACCAUACAGAGCGUCGAGGUCUCCGAUGAGAAAGAAUCGCUGCAGUUCAUGAUUCUGGUGCAUGUGGACGAGGAUAUAAAUGCGCCGCCAGCUACAAAGAACGGAGACAGCAGCACAGGCAGAGCGCCAAGGCGUCGUCCAUCAGGCAUCUCUAGUGGCUGGGUGGUUAUGCGCUCCCUUAACCAAGUGCAUGAGCUGCAACGCAAGCUGCGCCAUGUGAGCUCCAAUUUGAAAUCAUUGGAUUUGCCAACGAACUUUAAGUUCUUCUUCUUGAAGACGGAUCGACAUGCCCAGGAGAAGGCCAAGGGCCAGAUACAAAAGUUUUUGAAUUUUAUUUUAGAGGAUGACCAUUUAAAUGGUAGCGAGGCCAUCUACACAUUUCUGAGCCCUAGCUCGGAUCAUUUGAAGCAGACUCUGCCCUCGCCCAAGAAAUCCAAAUUCUCGCUCUCGACGCUCUUUAAAAGUGACACAGCCAAGGCGCACGAGUCGAGCAAAGCCAGCGAUCCGUUCUGGGGACUACAGCGCGACGAUGAUGACAUGUCGAACUAUCUGGAUGGCGAGACUAGCAGCGAUGCGAAGCUUCUCGCUGACUUGGACAGCAAGGAUUCCAUUGCUGAGCCGCUCUAUGCGCUAAUGGGCGAAAUUUUUGAUAUGGGCGGCGUAUUCAAAUGGUUGCGCAAGAGCAUCAUCUCAUUUGUCCAGAUCACCUAUGGGCGUACGAUCAAUAGGCAGAUACGAGAGUCCGUGGCGUAUUUGUUCGAGGAGUCCAUGUUGCACAACUACUUCUCGGCCAUAUUGAAAUCCUUUUGGCCUGGAGGCGUGCUCGCCUCGGCGUAUCCACCCCGAUCGGAGGAUAUGAAAGAGAUGACCACCAAUGCGGCCAAAGCGUUGCUUACGGAUCACAUACCCGAAGUACUCUGCAAUCUGGUGGGCGCCCAGGCGGCCAAGCGUGGUGUCCUCAAAGUCUUCGAUGCUCUACAGAAUCCCACGUACAACAAGCAGCUGUUCUAUGAGCUUCUCGAAAUUUUGAUGAUUGAGUUCUUUCCCGAAAUACGUCAGCUGAAGGUAAAUAGCAGCAGCAGCAGCGGGAGCGGCAGUGGCAGCAAAUUGAACACUGCCACAGCUGGUGUAGCAGCUGCCACCGCUGCUGCCGCAGCACUGGCAGCCGUCACUGCUCUGCCCAUUAGCUAUAACAAUAGUCACAAUAGCCAUGGCACGAAUCUUGCUGCCAGCUCCACCUCCUCCUCAAGUGCAUCAGCAGCAGCUGCAGCUGUGCCAGCUCCAAAGGAGCAUUAUCAUCAGCCGCCGCAGCAGUCGCCGUAUCAUCAAAGCUCUACUCAUCAUCAGCAGCAGCAGCAGCAGCAUCUGCAUCUGCAUCAUCAGCAACAGCAGCAGCAUCAUAAUCUACUCCAUGUACAUCAUCAUCAUCAUCCAGCUGCGGGCUCCAAGUAGAGCUUCAUUUUAAAACUUUAAACUUUAAACUUUAAACUUUAAACUGUUUUUGUUUCUUAAUUGGAUUGUCUUUUAUCAUGCUCUCUAGCGUUCUCUUUCUAACCCUAUUGCCAGCUCGCUCUGCAGCAUGGCUAAGUCUUUCCUGUUUCUUUUCUAUUUAAAUUGUAGGACGUUGAGUGUUUUAGGAUUAACAAAUAACUGAACCUGUACAAAAGUUGAUUCCCUCUACUUAACACACAGCUAAAUGCCCUUCCUCUAGGCCCCUUUGUUGAGUUUGUUAGGCGUUCUGUUAUAUGUGCAGUGCAUAGUAAUACUCUAUAGAGUUAUUUGUGUUGUUGGUUUGAUUAGCUUCAGUAUUAAGCGUUACCAAAUUGUUCCAUUUAGAUCACAUUCCCCACUAUAAGAAAGAAAUGUACCCCCCCCUAUUAAAAUGAAAUCCGUAAAUCGAACAUUUUUUGGUGCCGAGGACGCAUUCUGAUUUAAACUGGAGUCGAAUUAUUGUGAUCUUAGCAAGUAAACAGCACCAAAAAA